UUUUCACAGAAAUUAGAAUUUCGCGCCAAAAUUUUCUGUUCAGCAAAUUUGAAUUUUCCGCGAAAAUUUUUUCAAAGUAAUUUGAAUUUCGCGCCAAAAUUUUCUUCUCAGCAAAUUUGAAUUUCGCCAAAAUGUUUUCACAGAAAUUUGAUCUUUUCGAAAAAUACUUAUUCACUUAUCACACGCCUAUUGAAAAAUUGAUAAGAGCAAAAUUGAAAAGAUGCCUGAUACCAAUGUGACAAAUUCUUUGCUCGAUCUACCUCUGAAUGCCGCAAACCAAAUUUUUGAAAAGUUGGAGCCCAUGGAUCGAUUGAGAUCACGUAAAGUAUGUCGAGUUUUGAGGGCCGCUAUGGAUAAGCUUGGAGUUCGAUUCGACACAAUCCAUUUUAGCAUGUGGAUGGAAAAAUUCGAGUUGACGUUGGACGGAAUUGAAAUCAUUUAUACAGAAGCAGGUGGUGGUGGUUCACGUGUGAUUUACAAUGGUCAAGAAAAGCUAAUUCUAGAACAUGAAGCUUACACAGAAAGAGCUUUCAAGGAUUUGAAGAUUGUAUGGAAGCAUGUUUCAAAAUUAUCAAUUUUUAACUGUACUGAAGAUGGAUGCAGCUGUUCCACUGUCCCUUCUUUUAUUGAUUUUUUGAAGUCUGAAGAAAGGAUUUAUGUUAAGGAAAUUGCACUUGUAAAAUUCUCGUUCAAUGCUGUCAUUUCUAUGUUUCCGCAUUUCAAUGAUCUGGAAAGUAUUGAAUUGAUCAGUGUAGGCCCCAUUAAUCAAUUCAACCGACUCACUCAUUUGGCUCAGUGGAAAAAAGCACAAAGCUUCUGCAUUUAUGAUUCUGUGUUUGACAGUGAACUGAUUGUUCAGCUCUUUCAUUUCAAAUGUUUUACUAUCUCAAGAAUGACCGAUUUUUCAACAAAAAUUGCCGUUAAAAUUAGAGAUAAUCUCAUGAGAAGAAAUGCAUUUCAAAGUUGCAAUAUAACUUUUGAUAAGUCAACUUCGAAUCCAGUGGAAAUUGCAAAAGUGUUCAAUUGUACCGGCGAAAAUGAAUUCAGGACGGAAUAUUAUUCAAACGAUAUCAAUAGAUAUACAAUUGGAUUGAAAUCUUGCAAUUCGAAAAUUGCCGUGUUUUCUGCAAGGAGAUGUUAAUAGAUAAGAGCCAUAUUUUCGAGCCGUUUUGAUUUUCGCAAUAAAAUGUUUCA
Caenorhabditis elegans is the source of this 1194-nucleotide messenger RNA. RefSeq names its product F-box domain-containing protein (gene fbxa-61). The transcript is spliced from 4 exons. The coding region runs from base 221 to 1141 and encodes 306 amino acids. Lineage: Eukaryota; Metazoa; Nematoda; Chromadorea; Rhabditida; Rhabditidae. The record is from RefSeq and is marked reviewed.